UCGGCGCCGCCCGCUCGCCGUCUCCCGCCGCCCGCCGCCGCCGCAGCCGCCAUGCUGCUCGUCCUGGCGCUCGCCGCCGCAUGCGCAGAAGUAUACGGAGACAGCUCUAUCAGUUCAUACAAACAAAAGGAUAGAAUCCUCCGAGCAAUAGGCACUCCGGACCUUCCCCACAGCUGCCUGUACGAAGGGCGCUGGUUCACCGACGGCUCCGUGGUGACCACGCACGAGGCCUGCCUGCGGUGCGUGUGCGCGCGAGGAGCGCUCGCGUGCCGUCGCCGCGCCUGCGCAGUUCUGCCGGACCCUCCGCCCAAGAGAUGUCACGUGCUGCAUAGGAGGGGCGCGUGCUGUCCAGAGCUGCACUGCCCUAAUAGUGUGACGUUGAUGGAACAUGGUGCUUCAGCUAGAUUUGAAAACGAUGAUUUCUCCGACAUUGCUACACCCGCUUCCACAGCUCAUGCGUGCGUGGAGGGGGGGACGGUGUACUCGGCGGGGUCUGCCAUGGAGUCCACGACGGCCUGCGAGCAGUGCUUCUGCCUGGGGGGAGCCAGGAGGUGCGUGAGGCCAAGAUGUCUGCCGCCGCCGCCAGGGUGCCGCGCGAGGCCAUCAGCUGGAGCCUGCUGCCCGCAGCGCUACUACUGUGACCAUGUCAGCACGAAACCACCAGAACGGAAGCAUUUACAUGACUGUGAAAUAAAAGGAAAUUGGGUAUCGGAAGGCGAGCGAGUGGUAUCAGCAGAAGAGAGCGGAAACUGCACCCGAUGUUUCUGUCUGCGAGGGGCGGUGUUAUGCCAGCCGCUGGCGUGUGCGCCGCCCUUGUUGGGCUGCAAGCCGUUGCUGAGACCUGGUCAAUGCUGUCCCCAUCAAUACCACUGUGAUCACACCCAGCAAGAUAUUGCAACACCCCACUUACAUCUUCUAUCAGAUAAUGCUUUAAUAACAACAAGGAGUAACGAUCGAUCAAUUCAUCCCUCAAAACAUACCGAAGUUGAAACUACUACCAAAGCUGUCACGACAACAACAAAUACUACUAAGGAAUUUCCAACGACUGUAAAAGAAGACACGAAAACCAGUCCAAUACCUACAACAAAAGUAAAGAGGAAGACAAAUGAGCCACCACCAGCUACUUCUAAUAAUAAGCAAGUAAAUAAUGUUACUACUACAACCAAAAGUGUGAAAUUGACAACGCGAAACCCGCCAUCCACAAUACCAUUAACCACUCUUGUAGAAGACAUAACAACAGAAGAACCGACAGAAAAACCUUCAAUGGAGCAAGCAGAAGGAACAGUAAAGAUCAUGAUAAACGGUACAAUCAAUUGUACAGCUGAACUGUCAUCGACAUCAAUACCUUUGAAUAUUUCAGCAAACGAUACAGAGAAAAUUAUGAAGGAAUCUAUGCCUCGGAUUCCAGAUAUCGAAAGAAUGGAUGUGGAAGCCCAGACUACAUAUCCCAAUGAUAUAAUCACAGAUAGAAAUGCCGCCGGUGGAUUUGAUGAAAAUGAAUCAUUUGUCAUAAAUGUCACGAGUUCAUUAAGAACAAACACAAGUUUAACCACUUUAAGACCCGUUGUGUCAACCUUUUCUAAAAUUUCAAUUCCUGAAUUAUUAUCAGAGACAAAUAAUUCUAAGAAAACGAAAGGUGAUUACGAUUACGACUAUACCGAACCUACAUUACCACCAUCACUUCCUAAUCUUAAAAUAAUUCCAUUUGUAGCAGCAGACGCAGUAGUUGAUGAUGAUGUCUCAUCGAAAGAUUCAAUACCAUUUCCGAUCUUAGAAAGAGAAGAUAAAUUUCCAGUGUAUUAUCCUUCCGUUGAAUCUAAAGGGCCAACUUAUGCAAAUCGAAGGGCAGAUAAAUAUCCACCAACCCAGUACCCUGUAUUUGUUUCUGAGAAAAUGGAUUCGUAUCCAACAUCGUCUCUGGAUAUAGAUUUAUCUAAUUCUGCUUAUCCUACUGGUCAUGAUUUGCUAACAUCACUGCAAGAUUAUGCAGUUUCAACAUCCAUAGAAAAGCACAAUUUGGAUAUCAACAAUUUAAAAAAAGUAACAACCAAACCAAUUUCGAGUACUACCUUCGCAAUCAAAACUCCUGCUGUGAAUCUAUUUUCACCGCCAGUUGAGACUGAAGGUGGUUUUGUUCCAAAAGGUCCAGGCAUAAUAGAUGAGUACUACGCAGUAUACCCAAGCACUAAAACCCCUCCUUCAUUGCCACAUCUCACUACGUCUAUGCAGUUGGAUAUUACUAAAGAACAUGAAUGUGUAACCGGCGACGGCCGUCACAUCCCUGAGGGUGAUUCCGUCAAUUUGGCAUGUUCAAUUUGCACAUGUGCAUGGAGUGAGCUCCACUGCUCCCCACGACCUUGUCCAACGUCACCGGGCUGUAAGAGAAAGCCCGCCAGCAUCAGUUCCGUGGAUUUGUGCUGCGGAGAACUUGUUUGUGACAAAGACAACACAACAACGCCGCAAGUUUCUACGACUACGGAAAAGCUUAACAUAUCUUCAGCAUUUCCUGAAAACAAUAGUGAUGUCCAGAAAAAUAUAGCUCUAAAUAACAAGAUUGAACUAAUCAACAAUACCGUAAAAAGUAUUGAUAAGAAAACAACUGUUAAUAAUACGCAAGAUAAUGUUACUAUUAAAAAUAUCACAAAUAUUGAAGAAUUUGCUAAAGUUACAAACGUUACUGAAAAGUCACCCACUCUUUCUACGACAUCAAAAGUAGUCUUAACGACUAUGAAACCUACGCAGGCGGAAGUUAAUGAAACAAAAAAUUACUCUCAGGAAUAUGAGGAAGAGGAGGAAGAUGAAGGAUAUUUUUUCGGAAACGUCUUGAAGUAUAUACUUAGCGAUAACUACGAUACUACGAUUGCACCAUAUAAGAAGAAAGCUUCUACUCUGGUUACCAAAACACCUGAUAUAACAAAGCCAACAACUCCUUUCAUAACAACGACUACCAAGAAAUUAUCACCGAAACCAACGAUAGCCCCAUUCGUUCCCAUGCCUCAUCACCACAUCCCAUAUGCACCACCAAAGAAAACGUUUCAACCGAACACAGUAAAUCGAAUUGACCAUUUAGUUCUCGGAGAAGCGACAGCGAUCAAACGAACCACUCCACGGCCAAUAACAACGUCCUUAAAACCGAAGAUCAGCUCUUAUAAGCCAUUUAACCUAAGCAGAGUGACAACACAAAGACCUAUUGUCACAACGAGAUUUACAGAAAGUACGAAAAAAGAAGAACCAGCUGUUCAAUAUACACCAGCUAUUGUUUCUAAACAGCCUCCUAGCGGAGUUCCCGGGUUAGGUCCCGGCCUUUUAAAACUGGCCGGUUGCAAUAUUUACGGCAGAAUGUACAGAGUUGGAAGAAUUAUAGCUGAGUUGUCUACUCCAUGCCAAGAGUGCUGGUGUUCGGAGAUCGGCGUGCAGUGCAAGCAGCUGGCGUGCUGAGAAUAAAAGACUUCAAUUUCGCCAGUACCUAGCCAAAUUAAUUUCAUGCUGUAUCCA
This is a messenger RNA of Amyelois transitella, 3495 nucleotides long. RefSeq lists its product as uncharacterized. Gene Ontology annotation, molecular function: protein binding. The record is from RefSeq and is a predicted model, not a curated record. Bases 52 to 3438 code for a protein of 1128 amino acids. NCBI's taxonomy places the organism in Eukaryota, Metazoa, Arthropoda, Insecta, Lepidoptera, Pyralidae. The transcript has 11 exons.